AAACAAAUUGAAAAAAGAGAUGGCGGGGUACGAAAACACGGUGAAAAAUGUCGACAGGCCACGUCUUUGUGAUUUCCAGGAGAGACAAGAAAAAUUUUGAUUGCAAAUUAUAAAUAAGAGCGUCGUGAAGCAACACGAUGAGAGGCAGUUUUAAGAUGUGCUAGUUGUUUACAGCUGUUAGCGGUGGCUACAAUCCAAACCCUACCUAUUUAAAUCGGCAAACUUAUUUUUUUAAGUAACAAACGCUAAAAAAAAUUGUAGUGGAAAGUUACCUGAUACUUCCUUGGCUACAGGACUCCAGGAGGAGGAGCGURAACCCUCACAAUGAGCUGUAAUGGAAAGGUUAUCCCCCACACACCGCUGGCUGUAGAUUUCUGGCAUGUCCGGAAGUGUCCAGGCACCCGGCUGUUCUUCCUGACCCACAUGCACAGCGACCACACGGUGGGUCUGACCUCCACAUGGAGCAACCGGCCCAUCUACUGCUCCUCGACCACCGCCACGCUGCUCAAACUCAAACUGCAGGUGAAAGACCAGUGGGUCCAUCCKCUAGAGCUCGGUGAGCCGUACCUGCUCCCUCUGGACGACAUCGGCAAAGAGAAGCUCACACUCACACUUAUAGAUGCCAACCACUGUCCAGGCUCUGUCAUGUUUCUGUUUGAGGGCUACUUUGGCUCAAUCCUUUACACCGGGGACUUUAGAUACUCUCCUUCGAUGCUGCGUGAGCCGUGUUUAAGGACCAACACCACUAUAGAUGUUCUGUACUUGGACAACACCAACUGUGACCCCAACCGCACCCUGCCAUCCAGACAGAAAGCCACUCAACAAAUCAAAGAGCUCAUUCGCAGCCACCCUAACCACAAUAUUGUUAUAGGUGUGUACUGUCUGGGGAAGGAGUCUCUCCUAUACGAGCUGGCGAUGACGUUUAAAACCUGGGUCGAGGUGAGUUUUGAGAAAAUGGAGACCCUCAAGGCUCUGGAGCAGCCCGACGUCUUCACCACCAAGCCGGGAGCMGGUCGUAUCCGGGCCGUGGAGCAGUCACAGAUCAACGCUGCAGCGUUGGAGCAGUGGAAUGAAGAACAUCCCACGUUGGUCAUCUUGCCCACCAGUAGGCCCUUUAUCUCCUUCCACCCAAACAUCCAUGUAGUGCCCUAUUCAGACCACUCCUCUUAUCAGGAGCUGGAGGACUUUGUCUCUGCUCUGAAGCCUUUAUCUAUCGUGCCCAUUGUUGGACAGUUUCUGCCUGGAAGUCUGUCUGCCUUACUGCCACAUAGAAAACGCWCUGAGAUCCUCGUUCCCGAGUCUGUCCAGCACUACAUGUUGAGACUGCCUGAAAACCAGCUCAGCUCCUCAGCGUUCACUGGUCUUUACCGCAGACACUUCAGACCUCUUGCUCCCAAAGGAGUGUUAUUUGAUUCUCCUGCAAAAGGACCUGUGACACCGUGUGAAGACGUCUGGGAGGCAGACAGUGUGGGACAGGAAGGGUCUGAGGAGGACAUGGAGACUGACAGCCGUGAAAGGGUCUCUGAAUGUAUCCUUGUAGACCCCAGUGUGAAACUCACCCCUAACAAAAGCAGAGGAGGAGCUGGAGAUGGGUGGAACCUCAACAUCAUUAAGCUUGUUUCUGCCACGAAGAAGAACGUUAAAGCCAAAAUAAUCAACAAUCAGCACAGAGAGGAUGGAGAUGAGAACAGCCAGAUGAUGUCAGAUCAGGAUGUGAUGAGUGAGCGCAGCGAGUCUGUCAGCGCCCCCUGUGCUCCAUCCAGCAGGUCUGAAGUGUUCUGCAGUGAGUUUAUUGAGAGACUGGAAAACAGCCUUUUAGAAGAUCUCCCAUUCUCAGAAGAGGACUUGAAACCUAGAGGCCUCCUAUCUGAGAGCUUCRUAAGAAAGUUCACAAAUAUAUCUUAAAAGAGUUGAGUGCAAGAUGACAACUGGUGAGCUCAGUGUUCUGACAUCAUUGCUUUCUUUAUAAGCUGUUUGUGUUUUUGUUCAACACUGGCUGUUAAAUCAUGGUUUUUGAAAUUAAAUAKAAAAAGGUUAUCCUGAACUGUAUUAAAUGUUGCCAUUUGAAACAGUUUACUAUUAUUUAGUAUUUUUCAUACCAGCACAUUAGAUUUGUUGCUCUUCCAUUGACUUUGUCAUUGUUGACUUAUUAUUUGUCACUUUGGCUGUUUGUAGGUAAACAAACAAAAAAAAAACAUAACAGCUGGCAUCACAGAUAUUGUAUAUAUACUUACAAUUAUUAUUUUAUUUAAAGGCACAUUAGCUGUCAAUAUGAGGAAAUAUGGUGCAUAUUUUGUUUCUUACUUAGAUUUUUUUUUUUUGUGUUUUUAUAACAUUAACACUGAAUCCUUCAUUUGUUUGUUAGUGGCAUGGAGUUUGUAAAACCAGGUAAAUAACCUCAUAAGAUUUAACCUAAAAGGAUUUCUUCUGUAUGAUUAAUWAGUUUUGUUUGUAAAUAAUGGAAAGAUGAAGUGUUUCUGAGUUUUUUGGAUCAUAACUCAGCUGUGGGUCUAACUGGUAAGAGACCAGUUUAUGAAGCAGCUGAUGUUAGUUUUUCCACUCUUAUAUUGUGCAGCAAAGAAACUGCAGGUAGAUUUUGGUUUGGAUUUUUUGGUCAUAUAUCUGUUCAACCUUGCACAUUAAUUUUUACAUGUUCACCAUGACAGUGAAAGCCUUUUUAGUUCAAUCUUAUAUUUUCACAACUUAARUUUGUGAGCUCUUAUUUGGAUGGGAUUAGCACUUUUUUCUGUCAGUAUUAUUUUUUUGUUACAGUGAAGUAACAAAUCUGACUGAUUAAUUGAAUUGUUCUAUUGUCAUCAUGAUUUUGUGAGCAAAAUGAAUAAAAAAUAAAAUACUAACCAUG
This is a messenger RNA of Austrofundulus limnaeus, 2863 nucleotides long. RefSeq names its product DNA cross-link repair 1B (gene dclre1b). Gene Ontology annotation, molecular function: damaged DNA binding; 5'-3' DNA exonuclease activity. The coding region runs from base 325 to 1905 and encodes 526 amino acids. The record is from RefSeq and is a predicted model, not a curated record. Gene Ontology annotation, biological process: telomere maintenance; double-strand break repair via nonhomologous end joining; interstrand cross-link repair. The transcript is spliced from 4 exons. Lineage: Eukaryota; Metazoa; Chordata; Actinopteri; Cyprinodontiformes; Rivulidae.